This is a messenger RNA of Nycticebus coucang (slow loris), 3515 nucleotides long. It is a transcript of the gene DHFR, whose product is annotated as dihydrofolate reductase. Gene Ontology annotation, cellular component: mitochondrion. Bases 52 to 615 code for a protein of 187 amino acids. Gene Ontology annotation, biological process: tetrahydrofolate biosynthetic process; dihydrofolate metabolic process; folic acid metabolic process. The record is from RefSeq and is a predicted model, not a curated record. NCBI's taxonomy places the organism in Eukaryota, Metazoa, Chordata, Mammalia, Primates, Lorisidae. Gene Ontology annotation, molecular function: dihydrofolate reductase activity; NADP binding. The transcript has 6 exons.
UGGGGCUUGCUAUAGGUGCGAGCUUGGUGGUUGGUGAUUGCUAGAGCCGUCAUGGUUCGACCGCUAAACUGCAUCGUGGCUGUGUCCCAGAACAUGGGCAUCGGCAAGAACGGGGACCUACCCUGGCCCCCACUCAGGAAUGAAUUCAAGUAUUUUCAAAGAAUGACCACAACCUCUUCAGUAGAAGGUAAACAGAAUCUGGUGAUUAUGGGUAAGAAGACCUGGUUCUCCAUUCCUGAGAAGCAUCGACCUUUAAAGGACAGAAUUAAUAUAGUUCUCAGUAGAGAACUCAAGGAAUCUCCACAAGGAGCUCAUUUUCUUGCUAAAAGUCUGGAUGAUGCCUUAAAACUUAUUGAGGAAACAGAAUUAGCAAAUAAAGUAGACAUGGUUUGGAUAGUGGGAGGCAGUGCUGUUUAUAAGGAAGCCAUGAAUCAACCAGGCCAUGUUAAACUGUUUGUGACAAGGAUCAUGCAGGACUUUGAAUGUGACACAUUUUUUCCAGAAAUUGAUUUGAAGAAAUAUAAACUUCUCUCAGAAUACCCAGGUGUUCUUUCUGAUGUCCAGGAAGAGAAAGGCAUUAAGUACAAGUUUGAAGUGUAUGAAAAGAAUGAUUAAUUUCAAGUUGUUCCUCUUCCCUCUAAAAAAUUAUAUAUUUUUACAUUAGAAAAAAAAAGCUGUGUUAACUUUAGAUCUAUAGAUAUUUCUAACCAUGUUUUUAUUCCCUGUUGAUCUUUUUUUUUUUUUUUUUUUUUCUUUUGUAGAGACAGAGUCUUACUUUAUGGCCCUCAGUAGAGUGCCGUGGCCUCACACAGCUCACAGCAACCUCCAACUCCUGGGCUUAGGCGAUUCUCUUGCCUCAGCCUCCUGAGUAGCUGGGACUACAGGCGCCCGCCAUAACACCCGGCUAUUUUUUUUUUUUUUUGGUUGCAGUUUGGCCGGGGCCGGGUUUGAACCCACCACCCUCGGUAUAUGGAGCCGGCGCCUUACCGACUGAGCCACAGGCGCCGCCCUAUUCCCUGUUGAUCUUAAUUAGACAAUGUCAAAUACAAUUUGUGAAUCAUUUCUCACUGUAACUUUCUCAGUGUCUCUUCCCCACAGCCAUGAGUCCCCACCACCUGCCACAUCAUCCCUCCCCUGAGCUUCUAAUUAGUCAUCCUGUUUCUGUGAUGCCACAGUGAGGUGCUAUUCCACAUCAUCACAUGUGGCAUUCCCCUCAGUCCUGGACAUCGUCAGACUUGUAAAGUGUUGCCACAUAUAUCCUUCAACUCAGCAACUCUUCUAUUGGGUAAAUGCUGAGUAAAAACCUCCUGGGUGUAUAUCCAGAGGUUUGUAGACAAAUGUUGUGGCCUUCUUUGUCAUAUUAAAAAACUGAGGACAGUUUGGAAAGUCCAGUGACAAGACAAUUUUUUUUUGGGGGGGGGGGACAGAAUCUCACUCUGUCACCCUGGGUAGUGUGCUGUGGCUUCGUAGCUCACGGCAAAGUCACACUCUUGGGCUCAAGCAAUCCUCGUCUCAGCCUCCCAAGUAGCUGGGACUAUAGGAGUGUGCCACCAUGACCACAACACCCAGCUAGUUUUUCUACUUUUAGUGGAGAUGGGGCCUCGCUCUUGGUCAGGCUGGUCUUGAACUCCAACUUUAAAAUACAUCCUAAAUCACAAUUUCUCACUGUUUCCAACUCUCUGGUCCAAACUACAUCAUCUCUCACCUGAGCUUCUUUUUUUUUUUUUUUUUUUUUUUUUAUAUUGUUGGGGAUUCAUUGAGGGUACAAUAAGCCAGGUUACACUGAUUGCAAUUGUUAGGUAAAGUCCCUCUUGCAAUCAUGUCUUGCCCCCAUAAAGUGUGACACACACCAAGGUCUCACCUGAGCUUCUAAUUAGUCAUUUUGUUUCUGUAUUUUUUUAAAUUAUAUAAAUUUAUAUGUUUUAUAUAUAUGUAUAUAUUUGUAAUGUUACAUGUAUAUAUAAUAUGUUAUACAUAUAUAUAUAUAACACAUAAAUUUAUAUACAUGUAAACACCACCACCCCCCAUAAAAAGUAGAAAAAUUAGCCAGGCACAGUAGCCUGUGCCUCUAGUCCCAUCUACUUCAGGGCUGAGGCAAGAGGAUUGCUUGAGGUCAGGAGCGUGAAGUUGCAGUGAGCUGUGAUCACGCCGCCACUGCCCUCUAUUCCAGACAAUAGCAAGACCCUAUCUCAAAAAAAAAAAAGAAAAGAAAAAACAAAACCUGAAAACAAUGCAACUAUGCUGCAGAAUUCUACAAAAAAGGAUUUUUUUUUAUUAUUAUUAUUAUAUCAUAGCUGUGUCCAUUAAUGUAAUCAUGGGGUGCAAUGUGCUGGUUUUAUAUACAAUUUGAAAUAUUUUCAUCUAAUUGGUUAACAUAGCCUUCCUGGCAUUCUCUUAGUUAUUGUGUUAAGACAUUUAUAUUCUACAUUUAGUAAGUUUCACAUGUACCCUUGUAAGAUGCACUGUAGGUGUGGUCCCACCAAUCACCCUCCCUCCCCUCAGCCUCCCCCUGACCCCCUCUAUCCCUUUUCCCCGUAUUCUUGGGCUAUAAUUGGGUUAUAGCUUUCAUAUGAAAGCUUGGUUUCAUAGUAGGGAUGAGUAGAUUGGAUACUUCUUCCAUUCUUGAGAUACUUCGCUAAGAAUAUUUUUUAACUGAUCGAUUUAUAUUCAGCCAAACAUUCAAGGGUGAAGUUAAAGGAAUUUUUGGACAAGCAAAGACUCAACAGGUACCUCCAAAUACCCUUUCUUGGAAAGCUACUGGAGGAGACUUUUCAGCAAAAAGGAGGAAUACAUAAAUCAAAAAAAAAGGAUGACAUAGGAUCCAAUAUAGGUGAUAUUCCAGCUAUGUAGCUGGCUUAGACAACAAAUGUAAAUACAAACAUUAGGUUAGCUGGGCACAGUGGCACACACCUGUGGUCCCAGCUACUUAGGAGGCUAAGCCGGAGAACUGCCUGAGUGCAGGGGGUUCCAGGCCAACUUGAGACCCCUUCUUUUAAAAAUAAAAUACAGGGGGCGGUGCCUAUGGCUCAAAGGAGUAGGGCGCCAGCCCCAUAGUCCACUGUGACAAUACCACUGGUGUAAAGCACUUGCUCUGGAAAGAAACUAUCAGGGGACUAUUUUCAUUUUAAGACUUUUGGAACCAUUUGAUUUUACUUAACCAUUCUCAUAUAUUUAACUAAAAAAAAUCCUAUCUUAAUAAAAAAUUACAUUAAUUCCUAAGUGCUGACCUCGUGUUAUCCUUGUGUCUUCAAAUUUCAAAGAAAUUCUUUGAUGGCAAUGUAUCUCCAUAGUCAGCUUAAAAACAUAAAAAGGAAAACAUAAUUAGCCAAGGGUCACAUGAAAGCAGAAAGGCCAUUUGUUAAGAAACAAAUACACCUGGCUUCCUUUCAUGGUGUCUGACUGGGUCAUCUUUCAUGGGGAAUCAAAUCUCACCUUUUCCAGAUUGAUUUACAGAAUAACACUGUAAGGUGAUAAUUUAAAGAAAAAAAUGUAAAUAAUAAAGCAUGUUCUGAGUA